Molecule: messenger RNA, 996 nt
Organism: Penicillium waksmanii
Lineage: Eukaryota; Fungi; Ascomycota; Eurotiomycetes; Eurotiales; Aspergillaceae
Exons: 1
Coding region: 1-996 (331 amino acids)
Source: RefSeq, a predicted model, not a curated record
AUGGCGGCGAUAUCUCUUCCUCCCGGUUUCCAGUUUGAGGCGGUCCAAUUCUCAGGGUCAACGCCGGCGCCCAGUGAACCAGUGCAGCUGGGUGUGCUGGCGAACUUCAAUGGAAGCUUUACGGGGUCAGGCUUCAACACAAUUUUUCGCCCUAAUAGCGGACCUCCAAACACGACAACAUUUCCCAGCGACAACAUCCUGGAGCUUAAUCUCAUAAAAGACUCAAUAACGUUCUCCGGAGAUCUUGGCGCCGUGCCUAACCGCGGGCUUGCGUCGCAGAACGAUAUCUAUCUCAAUGGCAUAUCUUAUGUACAGGCUGUCAACGAUGUGACAAAUGAGACAAGCGGAAAGGCAGAUGGUUCUCCUACGGGCAUUCACUUCGAGGCUGGGCUGUGGAUGAAUGUUCCGUCAACGAACAAUACUCCAGUGCUCGGCGAAUCGCUCGUGCGUAUGGCGUCUAUUCCACAUGGCACAACUAUCAAUGCUCAAUGCCUAGCGCCUACCUCGAAUUUCUCAGGUCCUCCCGUGAUUCCGCCAGCCAACUUACAGCCAUUCCCUCGGGGCAGCCAUACACGAUUGGCGCUUGACAGCCUAAAUGCCUCAAUGAUUUCCACACUUCGACUGCCACAGGAUCUCUCAAAAUUCAUUGCUGCUGGCACCAUCACUCAGGAGAUGCUCAAUGAUCCAAACUCUGUUCUCCGCAAUGCCAUUGAAGGACAGAAUAUUAUACAGACCACCACCUUUACGGUGGCUACGGCACCUUUGCCUCCGGUGUUCGGGGGUGGAACAGCGAACAUCGCAUUCUUGGAAGGCAACCCCGCCGUUACGACUCCAAAUGCCAAUUCAAUCGAAAUGAAUGCUACUUUCUGGAUCGAGACGGUGCAAUAUAAGCUCAAAGUUCCAAUCUUCAAGCGUGGACAAGGCCCUAUGAAACUCACCCCGGCCUCACGAGGACAUCAUCCCGGGCCGGUGUUCCUCGUCAACCCCCCCGCAUGA